Molecule: messenger RNA, 2939 nt
Organism: Gracilinanus agilis (Agile Gracile Mouse Opossum)
Lineage: Eukaryota; Metazoa; Chordata; Mammalia; Didelphimorphia; Didelphidae
Gene: POFUT1
Product: protein O-fucosyltransferase 1
Exons: 7
Coding region: 1-1158 (385 amino acids)
Biological process (GO): regulation of Notch signaling pathway; Notch signaling pathway; protein O-linked glycosylation via fucose
Cellular component (GO): endoplasmic reticulum
Molecular function (GO): peptide-O-fucosyltransferase activity
Source: RefSeq, a predicted model, not a curated record
AUGGUCCUCGCGGCAUGGGCGCACCUCCUACCCCUACUCGGGCUCCUGCUGCCCACGCGGGCCCUGGCCCAUGCCUGGGACCCCGCUGGCUAUCUGCUCUACUGCCCCUGCAUGGGGCGGUUUGGGAACCAGGCAGAUCACUUCUUGGGCUCCUUGGCAUUUGCAAAGCUACUAAACCGGACCCUGGCUAUCCCACCCUGGAUUGAAUACCAGCAUCACAAGCCUCCGUACACCAAUCAGCAUGUAUCCUAUGAGACAUACUUCAAGUUGGAACCACUCAACAAGUAUCAUCGGGUCAUCAGCUUGGAGAAAUUCAUGGAGAAAUUGGCACCUAUCCACUGGCCUCCUGAGAAUCGAGUGGCUUACUGCUUUGAUGUGGCAGCCCAGCGGAGUGCUGACAAGAAGACCUGUCCAAUGAAGGAAGGGAACCCCUUUGGCCCAUUCUGGGAUCAGUUCAAUGUCAGCUUCAACAAAUCAGAACUUUUUGGUGGCAUCGCCUUCAGCCCUUCCUACAAGGACCAUUGGAUCCAAAGGUUUCCCCCAGAUAAUCACCCAGUACUCGCCCUGCCUGGAGCUCCAGCCCAGUUUCCUGUGUUGGAGGAGCACAGGGGCCUGCAGAAAUAUGUGGUGUGGUCCGAUGAGAUGAUCCAGAAGGGGGAGGCUGAGAUCCAGGCUCAUCUCAUCAGGCCUUAUGUUGGGGUUCAUCUCCGAAUUGGAUCUGACUGGAAAAAUGCUUGUAAUAUGCUGAAGGAUGGAACAGCUGGCUCCCACUUCAUGGCUUCACCCCAGUGUGUGGGCUACAACCGGAACACUGCUGCACCUCUCACCAUGGUCAUGUGCCUGCCUGACCUGAAGGAGAUCAAACGUGCCCUGAGGCUCUGGGUGAAGACUAUAAAAGCCCAGUCCAUCUACAUUGCCACAGACUCAGAGAGCUAUGUCUCUGAAAUUCAGCAGUUGUUCAAAGGAAAGGUGAAGGUGGUGACCCUCCAUCCUGAAGUGGCACAGAUUGACCUAUAUAUCCUUGGCCAGGCAGACCAUUUCAUUGGCAACUGUGUCUCUUCCUUUACAGCCUUUGUGAAACGGGAACGGGACUUAUGGGGUCGGUCUUCCUCCUUCUUUGGCAUGGACAGGCCCCCUCAGGUUCGGGAUGAGUUCUGAUCUUCCAACCUCUUCCCCCAGCAAUCUAAGCUAUGGUGCCAGUGGUGUCAUCAUAUAGCCAGAAAGUGAGCUCAAGUCACCAGCCUGCUUCAUCCAAAUGCUGGGAAGGAAAGAAAAAAGGUGGCUGUGUCCAGUGUCUGGUCUUAACUUACCUAAAUUCCAGGAUAUAGGCUACCUUCUCAUAUUACUUCCAAGAGACUAUAAAGCAGAAUACCUCAAACUGCAAGGGCUUUCUCUAAGAGAACUGCCUUUGUGGUCCAUUUCUGGGUGAUUCCUGAGCCAAUUCUUAGUAUUAGGCAAUGGAAUACCCUGUCUCUUCCAUAUUUCCCCAUGCCCCUCCGUCUUCAUCCUGCUGUUUCUUCAAAGGGCCCCUGUGUAAUUGGCAUUCCAACAUUAAUGUACAGUGGCUCUCCUGGUUCUUUCUAAGCAUCCACUGAUAACGUAAUAUAAUGGAGAGGGCACUGGAUUUGGAAACACUGGCUUUUCUACUUUCAAGAUGUGUGACAUUGAACAGGUCACCUUAACUCUGUGGACUUCUCUUAUCUCAUCUGUAAAGUAAGGGUGUUGGCUCAGGUGACUUCCAAGGUCCCUUCCAGCUCUAACUCUAUAAUCCUCUGAGUAGCAGAUCUCCUGGAUUACAGCUUUUCUAGUUUUAAUACAUGACCAGCCUAGAUUUUCCUCCCCAGGUAACUAUUUUUAUACCAGUGGAAGGCAUUCAUAUGAAGACCUAAAGUGGCCCUUAUGGUGCAGGCAGAUGAGAAACUCAGACAAGUUUAUAGGCUGAGGAUUGACAACUCAUGCCAUGCUUGCCAAAGACAACUCUUUGGUUGCUUGCCACCUACCCCUUCUGCCCCUGCCUUUCUGCAUUAUCAUGGUCAUGCCACUUUUUGCAUUUCUCCUCCUUGUGAGAGUCCAUGUACACCAACAUCUGAGAAGGACCAUUUUGGAUAAGCAAGCACUUUGGAAAGGUUGCUGACCUCUAGCUCAACCUUUCACCAUAAGAAGUUUGCUUAGCAUGGCUUUUACUCCUCCUGGGCUCCAGAGUGCUGACCAAAACUUUGUGCUUACUUCCUGCCUUCCUUCCUUCCUUUGUACAGUGGGUCCUGAGGCUCUGGCAGUGGGGUGUGAUGACCAAGAUGCAAGUGGCCCAGCAACUGAAGGGAACUUCUAAAUUCUGCCUCUCAGUCUUAAGUGACCCUUACCAUUGUCCUUCACUCUAGCUUCUAUCCCUUUUGUAGGGCUCUGGAGAUUUUCUUCCAAAGAAAAUCUGACUAAAUCUGGAGGAUGUCAUUCCCUCUCAGUAUAUUCUUUAUGAUCAGGGUGUUAUGCAAUCAUCCUGUCCACUACCCAAGGGUGGAAGGUUUAGCUAGAUGCCUUGUAAAAUUCCUAGUUUUUGACACCUAGAGAUAUCCUAUCUACCUUUGCCUUUGCUUCUCUUUGGGGAAGGAAGUUCAGAUUAGGAGCUUGUAGGCCUCAUAGAGGAACCCCCGGCUUGCCACUCAUCAGUUUGGUUCUGACGCUUGACAUUCAUCUUCUGUGGAGGAGUUUAAUUCAUCCCUUAUAAGGUGGAAGCAAUUUGUUGUAGAGGUCACAAGAUGAUCAGAGGACUUGCCUCAGGAUGCCAGUCUGUGAAGGAAAAAAAGCAUUUAGGAAGAUAAGUUUGUGCUGCUCAAAUUCUCUUUAAGUUACAAAAGGGCCUUCUGAAAUCCUUCUGAGCAAAGAAAAUCCCAUGGGAAAGGAAUUUUUAUAAUUUUUUUUUCAAUAAAAUACAGUCAAACAUU